Messenger RNA from Panonychus citri (citrus red mite), 919 nucleotides. RefSeq names its product serine/threonine-protein phosphatase PGAM5, mitochondrial-like. The coding region runs from base 110 to 772 and encodes 220 amino acids. Gene Ontology annotation, cellular component: mitochondrion. Lineage: Eukaryota; Metazoa; Arthropoda; Arachnida; Trombidiformes; Tetranychidae. Gene Ontology annotation, biological process: positive regulation of mitochondrial fission. The record is from RefSeq and is a predicted model, not a curated record. The transcript has a single exon.
UUAAUUGUGAAAAACUAUUCUACCCAAAUGAACUUUUCAUUAAUUAAUUUCUAUCAAUUUAUAUUUUUGGUGAUUUAAAAAUGGUGAUCUUAGACAAUCUGAUACCCUUAUGAAAACAUUGGAAGGUAAAUUUCGUGCCGAAGAUGAUAAACAAUCAUCACAAGAGAAACUACAAAAAGCCAAAGUAACAGCAAGUCGACAUUUAUUAUUUAUCCGACAUGGUCAGUAUACAUUAAAUGGUAAAACUGACGAGGAAAGAUCAUUAACUGAACUUGGUCGACAACAGGCCUACCUUGCUGCUCAAAGAUUAAAGGAAUUAAAUCUUCCCUAUUCACAAAUUGUUCAAUCAACAAUGACCCGGGCCAAACAAACAGCUCAAAUAAUUUGUAAAGAAUUACCUGAUGUACCUGUUUCUAGUAGUGAUCUACUUCGUGAAGGAUUACCCAUCUUACCAGAACCUUCAAAUAAUAAAGAGAUAAACAAUGUAAGAGCUUUUACCGAUGGUCCAAGGAUUGAGGCAGCUUUUCGUAGAUACUUUUAUCGUGCAACACCCGAUCAAAAGGUGGACAGUUACGAGAUAUUUGUUUGCCAUGCAAAUGUCAUUCGUUAUUUUGUCUGUAGAGCAUUACAAUUACCUCCAGAAGCAUGGUUACGGUUUUCUCUUCACAAUUGUAGUUUAACCUGGAUCGCAAUUCGUCCCAGUGGUCGAGUAACUGUUUAUACUGUCGGUGAUUGUGGUUUCAUUCCCCAAGGCAAACUCACAACCACCUAACCAAUAUAACUACCAAACCAGAUGAAGCAAAUAAUAUUAUUAGUAAAUGCUACAAAUACAGGUAAUGAUAAAUGAAGGUAAAGAAAACACAAAUUUAUCAUUAUAAAAGGUAAACAAUUUGUUCACAGGUUUUAAUUGUUUCACAAA